AUUGUCAUGCCCAGAACCCAUAUUUCAAACAAGAAUCUGCUGUACAUACAUUAUACAUUAUACAUGAUCUUUGGACAUGCCCAGACCAUGUCCAAAGAAGUCCAUAUAAAAUUUAUGUCAGAGUUGGUAUUGAUCAUGUCAAGAUAUAACGUUAGUAUAUCUUAUAUUAAGCUUAUGUAGCAAUCAUCAUCAAGUGAAAUUAGUUAGAAAUACGAUAAAAUUGAUGGCCAGAAGGGUGAGAAUGAAUAUUGUAUUGGUUGACUUUGGAGAAGGGUGAGAAUCACCAUGUGCUGGAGAUCACCAUUUACAAGGUGUGCAUUAAAAAGAACCUGGAGAAAUGUUCAGUUGAGCCUAACAUUCCUCAUCUGAUUCAAAAGAAAAUGGCAUCAACCAUCUCAGAUUCAGCAACAAUGAGAUAUGUAGUUGUAAAGGAAUUGGACUAGAGAUAUGCAGACAGUUAGCUUCUAAUGGAGUCAUGGUGGUAUUAACAGCUAGAGAUGAGAAGAGGGGUCUUGAAGCUGUGGCAAAGCUUCACGAAUCUAGCCUGUCUAAUGUAGUUUUCAUCAGCUUGAUGUGAUGGAUGCCAAUAGUAUCACUUCCUUGGAAAAAUUCAUUGUAGCCCAUUAUAGGAAGCUUGAUAUUUUAGUAAGGAAUCGAGCAUUUUGUGAGGAGCAUUUUUUUACUCAUUUUUCUUCUGCUAGGGGAAAAAAGGGAAAAAAAUCUUGGGGAUUUGGGAGUUUGAGAUUAGUAUGAUACCUCACUUACAGGGCUUUGAAAAUUUUAUACCUCAAUAAGGAAGAAAAGAAAAAACAUUUUAAUCAUGUAGGGAAACAUUUCUUGUUGCCUUACUUCAUCUUACCAUGAUAAGAACAAUAAAAGCAAAUUUAAGAAUACAAGAAAAUCGAAAUCAGGUAAGCUGCCAUUCAUUUGGAGUGAGUGCAAGCCAGGUGAAUAAUGCAGGGGUUAGUGGAGCCAUUGUCGACUGGGAAGCAAUUAAGACCUUAAAACUUGAGGACGGUAAGAAUAAUACUAAUGUAGCUGAAUUGCUGAAUAAAGCCUCAAAGCUAACUUAUGGGUUGGCUGAAGAAUGUGUAAAAACAAACUGCUAUGGCACCAAAGGGGUGACUGAGGCCCUUCUUCGAUGCCUUCUGCUAUCAAAUUCAGGAAGAAUUGUGAACGUGUCUGCAGGUCUUGGAAAACUUCAGUUUGUCUCCAAUGAAAGGGUUAGAAUGGAGCUAAAUGAUGUUGAUGUACUCUCAAUAGAGACAGUAGAUGAGAUAGUAAAUGAAUUCCUCAAGGAUGUUAAGGAUGACAUGUUACAUGACAAAGGCUGGCCAACUCAGACAUCUGCAUAUACAAUCUCCAAAGCAGCCAUGAAUGCUUACACAAGGAUUGUUGCCAAAUCAUACCCAAGUCUCCUCAUAAAUUGUGUUUGUCCUGGUUUCGUCAAAACCGAUACGACUUCCAACACCGGUCUCUUCACUGUUGCAGUGGGUGCCAAAGGCCCUGUUAUGUUGGCUUUGCUUCCAGAGGGAGGACCUUCUGGCCUCUUUUUCGAAAAGAUGGAGGCAUCAACCUUUUGAUCAUAAGUCAGUUACAGGAAUGAGUUGGUUUCCUGCUUUAUGUAUUUCCUAUGGUUGUAUUUGUAAGGUUAUCCAACUUUUCCUAUUGCUUUGCUGAGACAAUGGGGUGAUGAAUGUGAAGUUUCUCUUGUAUUCAGUGUUAUAAUCAUGAACUUUAGCUGUGUCUGUGACAAUUGAUAAUCCUUUUAAAAGUAGGAACUAGGAAACCGGUCUCAUUUCUUACUUUGUAAUGUUCAUUUUUUAUUCAUUUCAAUAUAUGCAAAUUAAUUCUUAUUUA
Vitis riparia (riverbank grape) is the source of this 1860-nucleotide messenger RNA. Its product is annotated as salutaridine reductase-like. Lineage: Eukaryota; Viridiplantae; Streptophyta; Magnoliopsida; Vitales; Vitaceae. The transcript is spliced from 5 exons. The record is from RefSeq and is a predicted model, not a curated record. Gene Ontology annotation, cellular component: membrane. Bases 861 to 1583 code for a protein of 240 amino acids.